Messenger RNA from Cynocephalus volans (Philippine flying lemur), 1059 nucleotides. RefSeq names its product aurora kinase A and ninein interacting protein (gene AUNIP). Gene Ontology annotation, cellular component: spindle pole; centrosome. The record is from RefSeq and is a predicted model, not a curated record. Gene Ontology annotation, biological process: spindle organization. The transcript has 3 exons. The coding region runs from base 1 to 1059 and encodes 352 amino acids. NCBI's taxonomy places the organism in Eukaryota, Metazoa, Chordata, Mammalia, Dermoptera, Cynocephalidae.
AUGAGGAGAGGCCAGGACGAGGAGGCCUGCGGCGUGUGGCUGGACGCGGCAGCGCUGAAGAAGCAGAAAGUGCAGACACAUUUAAUCAAACCAGGCACCAAAAUGCUAACACAUUUUCCUGGAGAGGGAAAGGCUAAUAUUUCUCUUACUCAAAGAAGUACUACACCUGCAGGUGCUCGGCAGACCAGCAUUACUUCCUUCUUCACCUUGCAGCCAGGAAAGACAAAUGGUGGUGAGCAGAGUGUUUCAUCUCAUAUAGAAAGCAAGAUCAACAAGUCCAAGAAAGAUGCAACCCAGCUAGAUCAUUUGAUCCACGGUUUGGAGGAUAGUUGCAUGGCACCCCCUGUAGCCACUUCAACCCCUGCAGACAUCCAGGAAGAUGGACUUUCUCCUCAGUCCCUCCAGACUUCUGACCACAACAAAAUUGGAACUCCAGUUUUGACUGUGUUGUCCUUACUUCAGCCUCACACCCUAGUCUGUGCUGGAGAGAGUAAAGCCUCACUGGCAUUUUCAUUUACUCAGAACUUGGAAAAUUCUUGUUUGCUGGACCAAAAAGAGGGAGAAAGGGAUUCUCCCAGGAAAAGGGAAUGGCUUCAUGGAUCUAAGAACCAUCAGGGCAUGGAGAGACACAUCAAACCACCUGGGGGCAAAUGCCGUCAGCCCUUAAAGAGGACUAAAUUGGAAAGUAAAGUAUCUGACAAAGAAAACAGGCAGGCUCCUGUCCUUCAAACUUACAGGGAAUCCUGGAGUGGAGAAAACAUAGAAUCAGUAAAACAAAGCCCUUGUCCUUUUUCUGUUUUUUCCUGGGACAGUGAAAAGAAUGACAAGGACUCCUGGAGUCAGCUUUUCACUGAAGACUCUCAGGGCCAGCGGGUCAUUGCCCACAACACUAGAGCUCCUUUCCAAGAUGUAACCAAUGACUGGAAUCUGGGAUUAGGGAAGUUUCCUAACAGCCCUCAGGCUCAGUGCCAAGACAGUUCAAUUCAGUUAAAUCUGCAGCCUGAUUUGCUCUUUACCCAAGACUCUGAAGGUAAUCAAGUUAUCAGGCACCAAUUCUAA